Molecule: messenger RNA, 2037 nt
Organism: Owenia fusiformis
Lineage: Eukaryota; Metazoa; Annelida; Polychaeta; Sabellida; Oweniidae
Source: the annotation of a GenBank genome assembly
CGUAAGUACUAAAAAUCAACAACUUAUCUCAGUAACUUACAUAAACUUACAGGGAAAACAUAAAACUGAGUCACUGACUGCCAAGCAAGCAUUUUCGGAAAGAAAUGGCGAAUUAUUUUUGCUCACACAAUCCAAAAUUCUAUCAGGUAAAUGGUAGCAAGAGCAAAACACAGGUCUUCAAAACGUUGGAUAGAUAAGCCCAUGACAUUUCUGUGUAGGUACAUAUAUAUUCAGAUAGUAUUGUUAUCUGUUAACAGGGCCUUUCAGCAACAAAACAUAAACAGUUUGAAAGCCACAGGGCAAGAACAUUGUAAGGAUAUUCAAAGAUGGGUGUACCAGUAAAAACCAUGGAUUUCGACCAACUCAUCAAGAAAUACAUCGGAGAAAUGGGACUUUAUCAAGCAUGGGUACUAUUCUUGAUGGGUUCCUUGGGCGUAGGGAUAUGUUACGCUAAUGUAAGUAUCGUGUUCUUAGCAGCUGUUCCCGUUCACAGCUGUCUCAUUCCCGAACUCACAUCUGCAAAUCUCUCCCGUGAUGUCAUAAAUCGUGUCGGUGUCCCUCUGACGGAGGAAGGAGACUAUGCAACAUGUCAAAAAUAUGACAGGAAUUAUACAUAUGUAUCCAAGGAAUUGCUGAAACAAUGGAUGAAUGAAACAAGGAACGGCACAGAAAUUAAGACAGUACCAUGUGAAGCUUUCUACUACGAUACUUCACAAUAUACAUCAAGCAUCGUCUCCCAGUGGGAGUUAGUAUGUGGGAGAAAAUGGAUGAUCGCUCUAGUACAGUCCAUAUAUAUGGGAGGUAUCCUGGUAGGUGCAGUUGCUGGAGGCCAAUUGUCAGACAGAUUUGGUAGACGCCCCACGCUAUGCAUCUGUAUUGUAUUAACAGUGAUCGCAUCCUAUGUGGUAGCAUUCUCACCCAAUUUCAUCAUCUUCGCCAUCCUUAGAUUUUGCCUAGCAACAUUCAGCAUGGGCGCAUAUACAGUUGCAUUUGUCGUUAACAUGGAGAUAGUUGGUCCCUCUUGGAGGAACACAGCGGGGUUUCUGAUGCAGCAUACAUGGGCACUUGGCUACCUUGUGUUGUCUGGUAUCGCAUACGGGGUUCGUGAUUGGGUUACUCUGCAGCUUGUCUUGUCUGGACCAAUGACGCUAUACUUGCUGCUUAUUUUCGUUGCCCCGGAAUCUCCAAGAUGGCUGUAUGCCAACAAUCAGUUCGCCAAGGCAGAUGCGAUCGUGAAGAAGAUCGUAAAAUGGAAUAAGGUCCACAUUCCACAAGAUUUCACAAUCGAGAAUAAGUUGAAUGACGAUGAGAAGAGAAGGUAUUUCAUUGAUCUUGUACGCACACCAGUCUUACGAAAGAGGGCGCUGAUCAUGUUUUAUUCGUGGUUCGUGUGUAGCAUGGUGUACUAUGGCAUUUCUCUUAAUACAUCUAGCCUUGGUGGCGACCCCUAUAUUAACUUCCUUAUAUCAGGAGCCAUUGAAGUCCCAGCCUAUGGCAUGGCACAAUUUUUUUUCUGGAAGCUUGGAAGACGAUACCCCCUGUGCGGGGUUUUAUUAGUUGGCGGUGUUGCGUUACUUUGCAUGAUGGCCGUGCCUAAAGAGAUGGUAGCUCUGAAUAUCACACUGUCAAUGGUGGGAAAGUUGAUGUUAUCUGCAGGAUUCGGCAUGGUUUACAACUACGCUGCUGAGAUCUUCCCGACUCAAAUCCGUAACAUUGGCGUGGGGACAUCAUCCAUGUUUGCUCGUAUAGGUGGAAUUGUGGCCCCAUAUAUAGGCCUCUUGCAAAACUUCAACAGAGUUAUUCCAACGGUGAUAUUUGGUGCCCUGGCACUAUUAGCAGGUGUUUUAGUGCUUCUUCUGCCUGAGACAAGAGACAGAGAUCUACCAGAGACUAUAGAUGAUGCGGAGAAUUUUGCAAAGUUUAAAACUGAUUACGAAAUUGAAAAACACAGACAUGAAAAUAAUGAAUUCGCUGUACCAUUGCAAGCUGUACGUAGCUGAUUUGUUCAAUCCACACCCUUGAGAAGAUUGGUACCUU